Lottia gigantea (owl limpet) is the source of this 483-nucleotide messenger RNA. RefSeq lists its product as hypothetical. NCBI's taxonomy places the organism in Eukaryota, Metazoa, Mollusca, Gastropoda, Lottiidae. Gene Ontology annotation, molecular function: RNA uridylyltransferase activity. The annotation marks the transcript as partial. The transcript is spliced from 3 exons. The record is from RefSeq and is a predicted model, not a curated record.
AUUUCAGAUAUAGAAAUGAAGAUGUAUGGUUCAUCUAUUUCUGGUUUUGGUUUAACAUCAUCUAAUAUUAACAUAUAUGUCAAUUCACCUAGUGCGAAGUGUAUGCCAAAGAUUUUAGUUUUAAUUUUUGAUCUUCUUAUAAAAUCUGAUAAAUUUAAAGAUGUACAUUGUGAUUUUUAUUCAAAAGUACCGGCAGUAAUAUUUACUGAUCCUGAAUCUAACAUAGUCUGUCAACUGACUAUAAAUAGUUGUUUUGCUAGAGAUACCAGUAGGCUACUGUCUAUUUAUAGUAGUCUAGAUCCUAGGGUUGCUCAGCUUGGUAUUGUUUUUAGGACUUGGGGAAAGAUAUGUGGUUUAGAUAGACAGAAAGAAGGAACAUUACCUGCUUAUUCUUUUAGUUUAAUGACAGUAUAUUAUUUACAAAAUACUAGUCCUCCUGUUUUACCAGUCUUUUAUAAGGUAGGCUUAGAGUAUACCUCUUGA